AUGAACCAAUCGGCAAUCAGCGCCGUCCCCCCCCAACGUAGCAUCAUGGCUUUUUUUUUCUCUUCCCCCCCCUCUUCCGAUCAGAACCUGCAUGGCACCUUUAAAGCAACGCCCCUGUCAAACCUGCAACCCAACACCGUGAGCCUCGUCAGUUGCGUAAAAGAAAGGUCUGGCGAUAUCGAACAGGGUGUGGAGUCGAGAAACCUGUCGAUUCGGCUCUGUUCGAGCCUAGUUAUCCUCGGCGGCUGGAAUGCCCAUCUCCAUUUUGCCCGCCCAGAGGCAUUCCUCCCACCAUUGUCUACCAUGGCAAAUACAUUCCGCAUGUCCCAUCACCAAGCCCAAACAGACGGCAACAGCUCUGGUCUGAGCUAUUCCGCAUCUCACGACUUCCAAUGGGGAGACAAAGGGGGGGCCCCGACAGAGCAACUUUGCACCCAACAGUGUCCCCAACCUACACAUACACUGUGUGCUUCGCACCCGUACCAACACAUCCCGGAGGCCAUGGCUCUUUGGACCUCGUCCUACCCGGUCGAUGCCGGCGACCGGGACCCCAGCUUCGCCUGGCCCGACACCGACGUCCCCAGCGCCGGCCUCGAAGACUCCCAGCCCGAUCUCUUUUCCCAGUUCCUCGACUUUGAUGCCGGCCACGGCGGUGCCACCGCCGUCGCCGCCGAGCCCUUUUACCUGGAUCCCUCCCAGCACCAACACCACAUCCCCCACAACCAGCACGAGAGCAGCACAACCUCGUCGGGCGUCUCCAACGCCGACGACUUUGACUUCUUGUCCUCCAACCCUGCCGGCUACGACGUCGACACCAGCGCGCUCGCCAUGUUUGCGCAGGAUCCCGCCGCCAGCGCCAUGUACACGAGCAGCGGCAUGACCGUCUCCGACACGGCGCUCGAGCGGCUGGAGGGUAUUUCCCUGCACUCCCCUAAAAAGGAUGGUGCCGCGACUCUACGCCGUGCCGUCUCGCCAGCGCCAGAGCACAACAUGGCCGCCGUCGCGACAGCCACCACCGGUCGCCGGAGCAAAAAGAUGAUGGAAGCCCUGUCGUCGACGCUCCGCAAGGCUACCAUGCGCAAGACGCGCAAGGUCAGCCAGGCCAUGCAGCGCGCCGUCUCCCCGAGCCUGGAGAACCCGCCCAUGGCUAUCAAGCCCGGCAGCGCUCAGGUGCCGCCGCGCGGUCGCCGCGCCCACCGCGCACACACCCAGCACGCGCUGCACCUGCAACAGCAGCAGCAGCAGCAGCAGCCAUUCCCCGAAUCACCCCCGCCGCUGCAGGUGGACACUGGCCUCGCCAACGGUGCCUUUGUAUCGGGCCAGUUUGACGACCCGUUUGGCGGGGAAAUUUCGCCGAGACACGCGCCGCCGCCGCAGCAGCCGCCGCAGAUGCGGUACUAUAGCCAAGGCGGCCUCGGCACGCCAAUGGACUCGCCCACGCGCAAUGCGGCCAUGCUUCAACAACAGCAGCAGGGUAUUCACCACUGGCAGCAGCAGCAGCAGCACGGGGCGCACUGGUCGGCGGCCAGCAGCCAGCAGGAUCUCUGGUGGGGCGGCGCCGGCGGACCCGGGGGGAUUGACGCCAAGAACAUAGACGCCAACAUGGCCAUGCACUCGCAGCACGGGGAGCUGCCGUACGACGUGCGCGGUGAUGGCGGGCACGCCAUGGCCGCGGCGCACAACAACGGCCUGAUGAUUCACAUGCCGCAGCCGCGCGCCGGCACGGGGGUCAACGAGCUGGUCCUCAACGCGCACACCUAUCUCCCGCCACCACCACCACCCCAAGUCCCUACGGAAGUUAGCCGCUCCGCGCGACCGCCCAAGGCGCCGUCCUCGGGCGCGCGGCACCACCACCAGCGCACCAUGUCGUCGAGCCCGAUGCGCAAGCAGCGCGCGCCAUCGGCCUCGCCAUCGCCCGGCACCACGACGCGUCAAUCGCGGCACAGCUCCGGCGCGUCGGCGGCAUCCUCGGCGCAGCGCAGCGCCUCGGGCCGGGUCAGCGUGCCGGGCACGCCAAGCGGUAUCAAGAAGCGCCGGUCGCGCGAUGCCGGUAGCGGGAGUUUCUCCGCGGAUGACGGCGGCGGUGGUGGGAUUUCGUUGGGCGGCGGCGGCGGCGGCGGAGGCGGGUUUGUUAAUUUCACGCCGAAUGACGGCUCGGUGCUCAUGACGGGCGUCGCGCCGAGCGGCAGCUCCAAGACCAAGGCGAGGCGCGAAAAAGAGGCCAUGGAGCGGCGGAGACGGCUCAGCGAGGCGGCGAUGAAGGCGGUGGCGGCGGCCGGGGGGGAUAUCGAGAAGCUCAAGGAGCAAGGCUUUGAGCUUUGA
Molecule: messenger RNA, 2322 nt
Organism: Cordyceps militaris CM01
Lineage: Eukaryota; Fungi; Ascomycota; Sordariomycetes; Hypocreales; Cordycipitaceae
Exons: 5
Coding region: 1-2322 (773 amino acids)
Source: RefSeq, a predicted model, not a curated record